Sporothrix brasiliensis 5110 is the source of this 1179-nucleotide messenger RNA. RefSeq lists its product as uncharacterized. The record is from RefSeq and is a predicted model, not a curated record. Lineage: Eukaryota; Fungi; Ascomycota; Sordariomycetes; Ophiostomatales; Ophiostomataceae. The transcript has 3 exons. The coding region runs from base 1 to 1179 and encodes 392 amino acids.
AUGAGUCUCCCUCCGCCGCACGGUUACGCGGACCAAUACCAACACCCGUCGCACGCGCAACAUCCCCAGCAUCCUCAGCAUCCUCAGCAUCCCCAGCACUCUCAGCACCCGUCGCAUACUCAGCAUCCGUCGCAUCCGCAGCACCCUCAGCAUGCCUCGCAACACUCACAGCACUCUCAACAUGGCCAACAUUCGCAGCAUGCCCCACUACCAACGUCGCUCCCUCCUGUUGACCCGGGCCGUUCGUCGCCCACGCCCGCCUUGGAACCACCAAAGCCCACGCCAGAACAGGAGGCGGCCACGCGGAAAGCUCUUGAGCCCACGGUUGGCAGCGAGGGAACCCGUGAAAUCGAGCACACAAUGUUUGUGCUGAAUGUCGAUUUGUGGUCAGAAGAUGCACUCAAGGAGGUCAACCUGGUGCGACAUACGACCACCACGCCUUCCAUUUCAUCUACGACCCCUGCCUCGUACGAGCAGGUGGAGAACACCCCAACCUACUCGCCAUUAAUACAGUCCGACUCGCGUGGAUCGGGCUAUGGAUCGAGCAUGUAUGGCCAGUCGAGCGCGAAUCCGUACGGUCAGCAGUUGGCGUACUCUCAAGUCGCUCCUCCGUACAUGCACCAAUCCAAUGGCUACGGCCAGUCGGGCCAAUACGGCGGCUAUCACGGAGGCGAUUAUGGCAUGCAACUCUCUUCGCAGGCUCCGGGUUACGGCCCUCCGCGAGUCUUCGGUGGACCCGGUGACAUGAUGACGCAGCGCCUGAUCCAGGGCAACCAGCCGCAGGGCAUGUUCACCCGGAAUUUAAUCGGCAGCUUGGCCGCUAGUGCGUUCCGGCUCCAGGACCCUGCCGACAAGAUUGGCAUCUGGUUUGUCCUCCAGGAUCUUAGUGUUCGUACUGAGGGCAACUUCCGCCUGCGCUUUUCGUUUGUUAACGUCGGACCACUGGGCGGAUCUCCCACUGGAACACCUGGUGGUCAACAUGUCAACAUCGGCAAGGCGCCUGUCCUGGCAUCUUGCUUCAGUGACGUAUUCACGGUCUACUCCGCCAAGAAGUUCCCGGGCGUGUGCGAGAGCACGGUGCUGAGCAAGACGUUUGCGACACAAGGAAUCAAGAUCCCCAUCCGGAAAGAAGGCAUCGGCAAGAACGGCCGCGGCGAUGACGACGACGACUACGAGUGA